AUGCGAAACUGUUCUGUCAGAUACCACAACCUAUACAGGCUACUGAUCCGACAUUACAAACGAGAGUGCAAGAAUCUUGAAGAAGUUGUCACAAGGAUACUUGGUCCAAAGCUUGAAAAGAACAUUUUGGCCCAAUUGAUGCCGAAGCACACAAGCACACCAACUUAUUAUCAAUUGGUCAAGACCCAUAAUGCAUUCAACAACAAACCACGACUAGUAUACCAAAGCUUCGAUGUUGUUGCUCUAUACACAAACGUUGAUACGCAAAGAGCUGUGGAGUCUUGCAUUCGUCUUUUACGCAUACAUCAUCAAGAACUUCAGCUUUUUAACCUCAGUAUCAACGACAUUGAAGAGCUCCUACGGACAGUGGUGGUGAUAUUCCGUUUCCGGAAUCGAUUUUAUAAGCAGAAACGAGGACUCGCUAUGGGAAGCAGACUGGCUCCGUUGCUCGCGAUUGUGUUCAUGGAUAGCCUUGAACGACAAGCUCUGUCAUCAGGAAUAUUAUAUUUUGGACGAUACAUCGAUGACAUCUUUAUCGUCGGCAAAACAAGAGCUGCUUUGCGAGAGACGUUUUCUAAGUUGAAUUCAGCGCACGAGUCGAUACAACUGACAUCGGAAGAACCUUCGCCAGACGGAUUUCUACCAUUUUUAAACUCGAAAGUCAGGAAUCGUGGACGGUCA
Messenger RNA from Ostertagia ostertagi, 681 nucleotides. Lineage: Eukaryota; Metazoa; Nematoda; Chromadorea; Rhabditida; Trichostrongylidae. The record is from the annotation of a GenBank genome assembly.